Messenger RNA from Sphaeroforma arctica JP610, 1964 nucleotides. RefSeq lists its product as hypothetical. The transcript has a single exon. Lineage: Eukaryota; Ichthyosporea; Ichthyophonida. The record is from RefSeq and is a predicted model, not a curated record. The coding region runs from base 19 to 1194 and encodes 391 amino acids.
GUGGUGCUAAUAACAUGCAUGGGUAGGCGCGUGGUAAAGAGGCUAAUCUUUAAAUACAAAUACGAAGUGUUUCAAACAUUCCUUAUCAUUAUAUGUACAUAUAUUGCAGAAACUAUAAGUCUCCCUACCAUGUUGACCAAGCCACAAAUCCUUACAAACUUAACGCUGGAAGCUACGAAACUUCACACACCACAACUCUCCGCAAACUUUUCGCUAGAAAAUAUAAAACACCCGCCACAGUCACACCGAAGACGGAGGAGUAGCGUACGACAACGGUCUCUCUGGUAUACUAAGUGCAAUGAAUUCACACCUGAGAAAUUAGUACACAGUAUCACACCCACAGUCACAGUACUACACAAUAGACUACCGGAUGUGCGUGAUGCAUCGACCAGUUUAAGGCUCAGGGCGCGUCAAGAAACAGCCACCAACACUGUAUCUAGGCAAGGAAUGUUCAAACAUAACAUUGAACACUUCGCAUUGUCGCGUACAAGGCAACUGUUACUCGAGGACGAGUAUGCAUAUUGCCAUUCAAAGGGAACUCCACCCAGACAAAUAUGUGGCCACCAGAGUUUACCACACGCAUUCCGCGAGAAGCGCCCGGAGAUAGUCGACUUGGAGUUAUUUCUGUACGACAGUGACGAGGAGACCGAAAGCACAGAGGAUGAGGAUAUCAUGAUGUAUGACUCGAUAGAUGACCAGGACGACUAUGCAGACGCGAGUACACCUCGUAUCCAAGUGUCGCCUGAAAUAAACGCAAGGGAGGAAACACGUAUAUGCACCUCUCCUGAUGUAAAUAUGAGUACAGGUGAAUUGUGCGAAGAGCACCGGAUUUCGUCGGGGAGUGAUAGUGGGAUGGAUCUAGAUGGGCACAGUGAUGACGAUUCUCUGCACGAUCACGAUAUUGACACCACCGAUGAGUGCACCGACAGCGACGAUUCAGCCGAGCUCGAAUGUACAAGCUUACGCAGACUUAAGAGUCAAAGCCAGGGAUAUACUUUGGAUAUGCAUAGGAAUAAGAAAAGUAUCUAUACGCUGGAUGGUGUACAACCCCAGGCAUGUCAAUUGGCGGGGGACAGAGACGAAGGCUUUGGCGAGAGGUCGAGUUGGGAAACAGUAAUCACGCAUUCGUCGGACGUACGUACCCUGAAAAAUGAUAGGAUUUCGGCGUGGGUGGAUGUUUGUAAAUAUGCAUAAGACAUCAACAUGCUAGUGGGGACUCGGUACUAUCUGAGCCAUUCUGAAGUCUAUCUAAGCCACACACCAUACUACCGCUAGGCGAGAAGAACCCGAAAUACUCGAUCUCAUGCAGCGCAAACCAGCGCAUUAUCAACACACUCACACCCAGACCCAGACCCAGACCCAGACCAUACAAUCGAUGCAAUCAACUUGUACUCAACACACACACAGCAGAUUCUAGUGGGGCGUUGGUCAGCAGCGCUCAAUAUCAGUCGGUGUUGGGUAUAGACCUAGGAAUCCAUCGCAACAACACUGCUACGCACAGAUAGAAUGGAAUAGAAUCUAUCCCACCCAUAUUGCCAGUACAAUUCAGUAUCCAUCGAUAAGUAGCAUGAGCCCACAUUCGCACGGCAUGCAAUUGCGCAGGAUGCUGCGAUAGUAUUUGCCCGGGAUGGGUGUAUGGAACUACUGGUGGGGGCAGGAUUAACCCUUUUGUAGUAGUACACGUCGGCUGAUAUGCAUGUACGCAGCGAGGCGUGGUACGUUUCACCAUAUACUACAGUAAUUGAGACUGAGGGUACUAGCUACCUACAUGAUACGAAUAUGAAACCCAGACCGCCACUUAAGACCAGUACAUGUACUCUUACAGAGUUAAGAUAAUAAUAACCAACGAUGACAUAGUCACCUCUCGAAUGCAAAUCGAAAACUCGGCUAAUAGUGUAUAGGGGCGACUCCCCAGCUCGAAUUCGCCCAACACAGCGGAAUAAAAUAAACCCAUAUAUGAUACA